AUGUUCAAAAUUUGUUCUCAAUUCAGCGCAAUAACACUCUCUAAUUGUCUUCUAAUAGGUGCCACUGUGCUAGGCGCCCACUUCGGCGGUCCCUUCCCGGCCUACGGAGCGGCCCCGCCGCCUCAUACGCCCCUGCUGGCCACGCCCCGCUCGCACCACCAUCCGCACCACCACCCGGCGUCCGCCUUCUACCCACCGCCGCUCGUCUACUGGCCCUACCCGAGUCCGCCCGUCUCGCCCACCACCUACUACAGCCAGCCGGGGGCGCACUCGCCCUCGCAGCCUUUGUAUCCGCUGGACUUCUUUCCGCCCUCCCCGCUUUCGCCGCCCAGCGUAGCCAUUCCGCACACCAGCACUGGGCUGAUACUCACGCCCACAAAGGCGGCCGUGUCCUUUGUGCCGCCCAAACAAUUUUCGCCAACGACGACCGGAAGUGGAAGUGGUGGGAGCGGGAGCUCUAGUUCCGGCAAGCUUCCCAUUCAGGUGAUGCCAGCGGUUCUGCCAGCGAUCGCUUUGAAUGGGACGAUGGAGGUGGCCACGCCCACAACGCCUGCAGAGGCGACUGCUACGUCAUCACAAACGCUGCUGAGCAUAGACACGAACCAUGUGACGCCCACGACCGCCGCUGCGCCCCCACUAAAAACGGGUAGCCAGGGGGUGCCGGGGGCGGCUGCCACGCCCAUCGUGAGCAACUCCUGCGUGGAGCUUUUCAUCUCGUAGAGCUGCACACGGAAAGUCGAGUUCUAUUUUCUUGCCAAUCGAAGAAACCUAACCGUAGUCUAGUUAAGAACCAAACGCCCCCAACGACCACGGCUCUAGCCGAGUCGCACACCAGCGUGGUGAGUUCGAAGGCGGCGAAAUAUAGUUCGAAGUUCGAAUUUAAUAAAUGGCAAUGACAACGAGCUAAACAAAUGGAAUCUCGCCGCCGCCUCACGAAUUUCUAUAAUAAUUUACCCGCUAGUGCUAAGUAGUUAGGCUGCCCAGUGCAACUCAUUCGAUGUUAUAUUUAUUCUGCUGCUCUGCAUUGCAUUCUAUCCAAAUAUACACAUUAGCCAAUUAGCAAAGAAACGAAGCAAAUGCGACAAAUUUAUCCCUAGUCAAUAGACAAAUUAUUUAUACAAUUAUCAAUUAUCUAUUUGUAAUUGCAUGUUAAUGUUAUCGAGGCCGCCAAAUCAGUCAGCGAUUAUCCAUGUUUUUAUCCUUAGGCAUAGAUCAAAUCAAAUAUCGUUACUAUCCAUUAUCCUUGUGCACGCCCAGAAAAACGCCAGAAGACAAUCUGUCUUGUUUGUUAGCCCCAUUCGCAAUGAAAAGAUAUUAUCGUUUGUUCAAAUCAAAUAUACAAAUAAAUUUAUUUUAAACACAAA
This is a messenger RNA of Drosophila elegans, 1364 nucleotides long. Its product is annotated as classical arabinogalactan protein 9-like. The transcript has 3 exons. The coding region runs from base 1 to 720 and encodes 239 amino acids. The record is from RefSeq and is a predicted model, not a curated record. Lineage: Eukaryota; Metazoa; Arthropoda; Insecta; Diptera; Drosophilidae.